GGGGACUAUAUAUGGAUGGAAAAAAUGUGUAAGACAAUGAUUCAAGUGGAAGAUGUAAACUGCUUCUCUGUUGACUGGGGCGGAGGAUCUCGUACUUUUUACUCACAAGCAGUAGCCAAUAUCCGAGUUGUUGGAGCAGAGGUGGCCGCUUUUAUUAACACUCUUGAAAAUAUUUUUAGCCACCCUCUUUCAAUGGUUCACUUGACUGGGCACAGCCUGGGAGCGCACGCAGCUGGUGAGGUUGGAAAAAGAAAGCCUGGAAUUAGGAUAAUAAGCGGUUUGGAUCCAGCUGGACCAUUAUUUGAAGGAACACCCGCUGAAGUCAGACUUGAUUUAACCGAUGCUGUCUUGGUGCAAGUGAUUCACACAAAUGCAGCUGAUUUUAUUCCUUAUUUAGGUUUAGGAAUAAAACAGUCAAGUGGACAUCUCGACUUCUAUCUGAAUGGGGGGGAAUUUAUGCCAGGAUGCCCAGAAGUCAUAAUCAACUUAAGUCUAGACUUUGACAAAGUUUUUGAAGGACUUGUAGAAACUGCCGCAUGCCAUCAUUCACGGAGCAGAAGAUACUAUACCGAUAGUAUUCUGCAUCCUGAUGGAUACAUUGGUUUCCCCAGCCCCUCCUACAGUGAAUUUCAGAAAGGCACUGCUUUCCCAUGUCCCACUGGUGGUUGCCCUCUCAUGGGGCACUAUGUUGAUACCUAUGCUGGGAUCACAUCAAACAGUCAGUCUUUUUACUUGAAUACUGGAGAAACAGAAAGCUAUGCACGCUGGAGAUACAAAGUGUCUAUCAAGAUUACUGGCUCAUCAAGCUUAACAGCAUAUUUCACUGUUGCUCUAUAUGGGACAAAAGGAAACACUCGGCAAUAUGAAAUUUACAAUGGAUACAUUAAAACAGGCAGCACUUACACAGCAUUUAUUGAUGUGGAAACUAAUGUUGGGGACCUCACUAAAGUGAAAUUUCUUUGGAACAACAAUAUCAUAGACAUUCUGUUAACUCAACUGGGGGCGAAAACUAUAACCGUGCAAAAAGGGAAGGAUGGAAAAACGGGUAGAUUCUGCGGAAGUGAUACAAUAAGAGAAGAUAUUCUUCAAACUCUUAACCCUUGUUAAAUAUUCAGCAGAAUAACCACAUAUUUUUGGAAUGAAAAAAGAACUGUGCACAUUUUCUUUGUACCUUGUUUUACUAAUAACUACUCAUGUUCUGGAAAGUGUAACUUAGAUUGUUUCUUAACUGCAUUUAGAUGGAGAUUUCAUAAAGAAGAUACUCACAAAGGAUUUUAUCUUUGAAAUGCUAUGAUUUACGCAACAGUAAACUCUGAUUUAAAUCA
Bombina bombina (fire-bellied toad) is the source of this 1325-nucleotide messenger RNA. RefSeq names its product pancreatic lipase-related protein 2-like. Gene Ontology annotation, molecular function: triacylglycerol lipase activity; protein binding. Bases 16 to 1107 code for a protein of 363 amino acids. Gene Ontology annotation, biological process: lipid metabolic process. The record is from RefSeq and is a predicted model, not a curated record. The transcript has 11 exons. Lineage: Eukaryota; Metazoa; Chordata; Amphibia; Anura; Bombinatoridae.